This is a messenger RNA of Laccaria bicolor S238N-H82, 1074 nucleotides long. RefSeq lists its product as uncharacterized. The record is from RefSeq and is a predicted model, not a curated record. Bases 1 to 927 code for a protein of 308 amino acids. The transcript has 3 exons. NCBI's taxonomy places the organism in Eukaryota, Fungi, Basidiomycota, Agaricomycetes, Agaricales, Hydnangiaceae.
AUGUCACGGAGUCUACGCGUGCCUGCGCCCCUGGGGCUACAGCCUAUGCGCCCGGAGAACAGGGAGGAACUGGCUGGGUCUGCACAUCACCUGGACGAUAACCUUAGCCCUAACGCGAAGAACGUGCCCUGGGACACGCUUAGUACUCAUACUUCUGGUAGUGCCACCUCGUCGAGCCGUUUCGCGUCACACAGUGAUCUCUCAAUCCUCUCAUCAAAAUCUGUUCAUCUACCUGAUGACUCCAAACUCACUGCAAAUCAUGUUGAAAGUGACUCGGAGGACGACAAGGAAAGCAGAAGAGAUUUGAAAUUCUGGCGUUUUGCAACUAAGAAAAAAGCAGCCUCGCCUCGAAUUUUGUCUAAAAAAGCGAGCCAUGAGUCAGGGAACGCGCCAGUCGGCCUUAACGUACUAAAGAAGAAAUACAAGUCCACUUCCGAUAUGGCUCGAUUAGCACGCGCUCCACCCCCACCUUUGCCUGGAAAAAUGGGAAAUGAAAUACCACCUCCUGUUCCAGAGAAACCCAAUGGUCUUAUCGCUAUUUCACCUGUGCCCUUCACACCGAUUUCUCUCUUUCAAACAAUUCCUACCGACGUAAAUGCCGACGACGCCAUGAACGACGUUGCGGUUCCGUCCUCCGUCUCCAGAGACGCUAUGAUUUUGACGGCCAAUUUUUUUAACGACAACACCGCAGAACUACAGGCUUUACGCCGAAUUCCGUAUCAAACGAAGCCAGCGCUCUGGAAGCCUGACCCUUCUGUUUAUCUUGCUCCUCCAGCCUCCGCGCCCGUAAUUGGAUACUCUCAGGAGCUUCACUCACCGCUGGAAUGCAAGAAGAGUGUUACAACCCCCAAGUCCAACAGGCAUGCUCGCUGGUACGGAAAGGGCAAAUUUAAUUAUGACGCUUCGGACUCGUUCUUGGAUCUUUAGUCCUUUUGCCUGAAAACUCUGCGCUCUCCAUUAUUAUGUAGUAUUGAUUGUUAAUAGGCUUACGUCUGUCUGCUUUGUAGUCGCCAAUAACUGUACUCUAGUGGUACGUCGCGUCAGGGCGCGACUUCAAUUAAUAUUGUACCAGCG